AUGCCCCCCCGCGCAGAAACUAGCUACUUUGUCGGAUUCGACGGGGAUCACGGCCAUGUGUAUCUAGUUUAGUAUCCCGAUUUGAACAAGGUGAAAAAAAUUGAGGGACGUGACUUUCUAUGAAGAUUGUACGUACAGAGAUGACUGUAAAGAGCCUGGUAGAGCAGCUGCCGCGUCUACCCCUAAGGGUCCGAUCAUGCCGGAGACGGGCACUUCGAUCAAUUCUGGAAAGACCCUUUUGCAUGAAGCAAUUGCAAAGAUCGAUACCGCUAAGGAUCUCCCUGCGCAGAUCUGAACCACCUGCUACGAGCACCUCCUCCGCCGCCACCGCUCCGAGGCGGUCACAACGCACUACGCAAAGGCGGAUCGCACUUCGAUGUCGACCGAAGGGGUUGAUGUCAACGAAUACCAGAGCCUUGCGCAUGCACGCCCCAACCACGGCGGAUGCAAAGGCGUUGAAAGCCGUGUACAGAUAUCUACGCGAUACUACCUCCUACGGGAUCACGCUGGCGGCCCCAUCACCUGGUCAUCCAACAAACAGAGCGUUGUUGCACCCUCCUCUACCGUUGCAGAAUACUGCGCGUAUGAUGCCGCCGCGAAGGAUGCCCUGUGUGUCAAGAAGUUGGCGCAGGCGUUUGACCUCAAGAUAUCGGAUACCGGCAAGAUACCUAUGUUCAGCGACGCUGCUAAUUCGCUACGAACCCUUAACCACGGCACCUACACCCGAUCCACCAGAUGGCUAGAUAACCGCUACUUAUUCGUGGCAGACCUCAUUAAAUUGGAUGUUAUAUUAAUC
Messenger RNA from Aspergillus piperis CBS 112811, 796 nucleotides. RefSeq lists its product as uncharacterized. The record is from RefSeq and is a predicted model, not a curated record. Bases 120 to 743 code for a protein of 207 amino acids. The transcript is spliced from 2 exons. Lineage: Eukaryota; Fungi; Ascomycota; Eurotiomycetes; Eurotiales; Aspergillaceae.